AUGUCAGUCUCGAAGUUUAUAGGAAUCGUGGAUGAGGUCUUCUGCUUCAUCGAGGGAGUGAUCUCCAGUAAGGGACAUUUGAAUGGGACACUUCAUUCAUGCGAACCAGCUUUGAAUUGUACUGUGCUCAAUGAAAAUGGACCACAUUUGGACUCAACUCAGGAAACCAUCAAAUGUAUGGAUAGAGGAUUUUUCUGGGAAGUAGAGAAUCAGUGCUCAUUUACGGAACUGAUACGGAAAUCGUAUUGUUACACGAAGCGACAGUGCUAUGGUCUUAAGGUGCGAUGCCCUAAUCGUUACAUCAUUCUCACUUCAUUCACGGAAACAGCACUAAUAAUCGUCGGUUUGGUUCUGCUAUCCGCUGCGACGAUAAUUAUUAUCAAAUAUGCAUGUCGAUCCCGAAGAAUCAAUGUCGCUGCUUUCCCAAGCGACCUUUCCGAAACCAGCACCGUCACAAAAUCGGACAAAGUGAUGCCGUAG
This is a messenger RNA of Necator americanus (New World hookworm), 480 nucleotides long. RefSeq lists its product as uncharacterized. The transcript has 4 exons. The record is from RefSeq and is a predicted model, not a curated record. Bases 1 to 480 code for a protein of 159 amino acids. Lineage: Eukaryota; Metazoa; Nematoda; Chromadorea; Rhabditida; Ancylostomatidae.